Molecule: messenger RNA, 1077 nt
Organism: Drosophila grimshawi
Lineage: Eukaryota; Metazoa; Arthropoda; Insecta; Diptera; Drosophilidae
Exons: 3
Coding region: 353-1033 (226 amino acids)
Molecular function (GO): lysozyme activity
Source: RefSeq, a predicted model, not a curated record
AGUACGAGUAUUAUUACACUCAGGGAAUAACGUUCUUAAUACAAGUAUAACCGAAAAUGAUUUGUAGCAAUUUCAUCCUAAUGUAUCUUAAUGUAUAAUAAAUGUUAUAGUUAUUCGUUACCGUAUUCAAGCUGACUUUAUUUUAUACAUGGAUUUAAGUUCGUAAAAUAAGAAUUAAAUAUCUGACUUACUUAUCAUGAAACCGCUCGACUUUGAAAAUGUUUCCAUGAUAUUUUUCGACUGUGUGUGCAUUUGUUGAGUCACAAAUGGACCGUCAAUUCAGUUGCGCGCUGACAAGCGUAGAAUUAGAACGCCAAUUUUAUUGGCUCCCCGAGCAUAGCAGUGCGCCAAAAUGUCAACGACUCCGUUAAAUAGUACUGCCUCUUACGUUGAGGUGGAACUAUCUACGACUAACCAGCGGCAGCAGCAGCAGCAACACAAUGAGGCAUCAUACGGAAAGUGUAGCCUUCGGAAGUUGCUGAGCACAGCUGGCAUUAUUGUUGCACUUGUGCUAAUUGUGGUUGCCAUUUACAUGCACUUAAAACAAAAUCAUCAUCUCGGGCGUCUGUAUAUCGAUCUGACGGAGGCGGAGACGGAGGAGCACGAUGUCAAUGAGGUGACAGUUCCUUUUGAAGUGGUCAGCGCACCUGCCGUGGCUGCACUGGGAACACCGCCACUCAGCGAGAAUUGUCUGGAGUGCAUUGCAGCGACAGCGACAGCCAAUAAUCCGGCAAAGUGCAAUGGACAUCCGUGCAGCAUCUAUCGCAUUUACCGGCCAUAUUGGCAGGAUGCAAUGGGGAGAGUGGAUGGGAUUGAUUAUGAAAGCUGCGUCUCAGAACCGAAUUGUGCGACGGAUACUGUGCGUGCAUAUCUAGCGUCCUUUGCGAGGGAUUGUGAUGGGGACGGACUGAUACGGUGUCGGGAUCACAUAAUGCUGCACCAAUUGGGACCCACGGGCUGCAUGGAGAAACCAAUGCCGGCUACAAACCUAUGGCGAAUGUCCAAAUGUCUGCAAGUGAAAGAGAUUCAAUAGAGACAAAGAGUGAGAGAGAGAUGAAUGUGCCCUCAAACAGCGUG